Messenger RNA from Macadamia integrifolia, 1054 nucleotides. Its product is annotated as protein yippee-like At4g27745. Bases 497 to 817 code for a protein of 106 amino acids. The record is from RefSeq and is a predicted model, not a curated record. NCBI's taxonomy places the organism in Eukaryota, Viridiplantae, Streptophyta, Magnoliopsida, Proteales, Proteaceae. The transcript is spliced from 4 exons.
CCUGGUGACCAACCGACCAUCUCCAGUGCAACUUCUCCUAAAACAAACUACUCAAACUCAAUACAUAUAUACUACUUCUAAUACUCGUCGACUCAACUGUGAAGUUCCUCUAAAAACCCUAACCCUCUCUCUCUCUCUCUCUUCUCUCUCUCUCUCUCUUUCCGCUUCUGUGUUCGCUCUGGCAACCUUUUGCCCUAUGGCACCAUGACCUGGUUCGAUUUCAAGUUCAAAUCUUGAAAUUUAGUUUUCCCUUAAUUAUAUAGACUAUAUAUUCGAAACUUUGAUUUUGUUGGUAGGCGAUCUUUGAUCAGCAGGAACACCAUUCUCCAAGGAAGGAAUAGUGACCUUAUCGAAUCAGCUAGGAGGAAGAACGGUUAAAGCAUAAUCCUUUUUUGGGCUUUCCAGUUUGUAUGAGAAAAGGGAGCAAGGAGUAAGUGUUCCCAUGAGAUUUAGAUUUUCCGGAGCUGUGAGGGGUUAGUGUUAAGCUUUUCCUUCGAUGGCGGAAUGGGUUGGGCCUCGGUUGUACGGUUGCUGUAAUUGCCGAAAUCAUGUUUCCCUUCAUGAUGAUAUCAUUUCUAAAUCUUUUCAGGGGAGAAACGGUCGAGCCUUUUUGUUCUCUCAUGCGAUGAACAUAGUUGUGGGGCCUAAAGAAGACAGACAUCUCAUGACUGGUCUCCACACUGUUGCGGAUGUCUACUGCGGUGAAUGCCGCGAGGUGCUGGGUUGGAAGUAUGAGCGAGCUUAUGAAGAAACUCAGAAAUACAAGGAAGGAAAGUUCAUACUCGAGAAGUCGAAGAUUGUCAAGGAGAACUGGUAGCCUCGUGUGGUACCUGUUUCAUCAGUCUCAUUGGUGGUGUAAGUGUGGAAAAUUCCAAUGCUUACAGUGUUCAUCUUGUACAGAUAAUCUUCUUUGAUUGAAAGAUUUAAGUGAUUUUUUCCUCUCUGUGAAUUCUUGUUCGGAUGUUUAGUCUGGAAGUUGUGUAUUGGAGAGUUGAUUUAUUACUGAAUAAACCUUUGAUUGCCACUUCCGAAUGUGAUAAAAGUUCUGAAUAAA